Molecule: messenger RNA, 3516 nt
Organism: Gasterosteus aculeatus aculeatus (three-spined stickleback)
Lineage: Eukaryota; Metazoa; Chordata; Actinopteri; Perciformes; Gasterosteidae
Gene: gpr61l
Product: G protein-coupled receptor 61-like
Biological process (GO): G protein-coupled receptor signaling pathway
Cellular component (GO): endosome; plasma membrane; signaling receptor complex
Molecular function (GO): G protein-coupled receptor activity
Source: RefSeq, a predicted model, not a curated record
UUUCAGUUCAUGUACUGUUAGAGGAGAUGUUGGCAGGCUCUGAGAAUAUGUAGGUGCUUAAAUAUGAGCAGUCCAAUUCUCACUGAUAUAAGUUAUGCUACUUACCCAGAGAGACAGAGGUUAAUGUGAGACUCGCCCUGAAUUUGGUGGACACUAGGACCGUGGGGAGACUGGGCUUAGGGAAGGGGGACAGUGGAGUGUGUGUCUAUUUGAAACCCACAAAAAAAAGAGAAGAAAAACACAAUCACACAUAAUACAAUGUGUGACAGUCACUGCCGUACACAGCACAGGACAGGGGAGAGAGUGCUACUGCAGGAUGGGGAGAAGAGCGAGAGGAAGCAUCAUUUAUCCUGAAAGGUCCUGAUGGAAUCCAUAUUUCUUUCACUAAAUGUAUAUUUCAAAAGGCUGCGUCCGAGUUAACUGGACCUGACAAUAUGGAUGUACAGUUGGAGGACUGACUAUUUUACUUUUUUUUAAAUAAAUUGACUUGCUGGUUCAGGCCUACUCUAUCCAAACACGUGAGAUAUGUGACGCUUUGUAGUCAAACACCUGCUUAACCUGUUUGGUCUGAACUGACACAAACACAGUGCAUCAUGGGGCAUCUACAAAUUAAGGCAUCUGAAAUGGAGGAUUUUGUAUGAAGAAUGGCAGAUAAGACUGUUCCCAUGAUAGCCUCUGUGUCAAAUCUCUCCCCAACUAAUCUCACCACGUCCCCAUGGGAGCCCAAUCCUACAGUUCCUGCCGACGUGGGCGUCGUCACAAGCUCACAGUCUCAGAUCAAAGACCUUUUUGGGUUGUUCUGCAUGGUGACCCUUAACCUCAUUGCUCUGUUGGCAAACACUGGUGUGAUGGUGGCCAUCGCCCGCGCGCCUCACCUGAAGAGGUUUGCUUUCGUGUGUCACCUUUGUGCCGUGGACCUGCUGUGUGCCAUCCUCCUCAUGCCUUUGGGCAUCAUAUCCAGCUCAGCGUUUUUUGGCACUGUUGUUUUUACUAUUCUGGAGUGCCAGGUUUACAUAUUUCUCAAUGUUUUCCUCAUCUGUCUCUCCAUUCUCACCAUCACAGCCAUCAGUGUGGAGCGUUACUUCUACAUCGUGCACCCCAUGCGCUAUGAGGUCAAGAUGACCAUCAACCUCGCUAUUGGUGUCAUGCUCCUGAUCUGGAUCAAGUCAGUGCUCUUAGCUUUGAUUACCCUGUUUGGAUGGCCGGCUUAUGGGCAUCAUAGCUCUAUUGCUGCGGCUCACUGCUCUCUCCAUGCCAGCCACAGUCGCUUAAGAAGCGUGUUUGCUGUGUUCUUCAGCGUCAUUUGUUUCUUGGUUCCUGCGGUGGUCAUCUUUGUCGUUUACUGUUCCGUGUACAAGGUUGCUCGUUCGGCAGCCCUGCAGCAUGCGCCUCCGGUGCCAACGUGGGCAAACGCAAGCCUCACUAAGAACCGCUCGGACUCCAUCAACAGCGAGACCACCAUGAUCAGCACCACCCGUACUCUGCCUCAAAGACUGUCUCCAGAGAGGGCCUUCAGUGGAGGAAAGGCUGCACUUACCUUGAUAUUAAUCGUGGGUCAGUUCUUGGUUUGUUGGUUGCCCUACUUCAUCUUCCACCUGCAGAUGUCUCUGACUGGCUCCAUGCACAGCCCCGGGGACUUGGAGGAGGCAGUCACCUGGCUGGCCUACUCCUCCUUUGCAGUGAACCCUUUCUUCUACGGCUUGUUGAACAGGCAGAUCAGAGAAGAACUGGUCAAGUUCCGGCGCUGCUGCUUGACCCAGCCGGCGGAGUUUGGGGCCUCCAGCCACGAGGGCUCCCUUCAGGAGAACUUCCUCCAGUUCAUCCAGAGAAACAGCAGCACAGCUGAAACCACGCCCGGCACUGCCGACUCCCGUCCCAGAAACACUGUGGAUCCGAGCAAUAAGCUCCCUGGACAAAUACCUGAGGACCGCCCAUAGGCAUUGACCAACAUGACUUAUGGACCACAGUGCUGAAAUGUAGACCAUGCAAGUUUUUAUUUAAGGCAACCAUUUCUUCCAAAAGAAUAGAUUCACGUCACACGUCUAUUUUCAAAGAAUACUAACAUGCCCAUUAGUACAUUCACAUUAUUAUUGGUCACUUAAACAAUUUAUCCUGGCUUGAUAAGAGGGAUAACUUAUCUUAACGUGAGGACAAAAUCUUUGUUUUGUGCAAAAAAUCAAAUCAUUCAAAACACUGGGUAUGGAUAACUCAUGCUUUUGUCAUUGUUGUUUCUAUUGCAUGAAACAUUGAGUGUGGAUUUUGUCUACCACCAUUUACUGUGCAUUACAACUGCUUUGAGGGACCCCUAUGAUGCCAGUGAGGACAGCUGAUACAAUUACAACCAAUCAUUUGUUCAAUGCACAUGUGGUUGUUGUAAUUGCAGAGGCUUUCUCAUUUUACGUCAAGUUUCUAUAACAAGAGAUAUAACUUGUGAUAUAACAAGAAAUUGAAAUAAUGACGGAUGUCCCUGUGUGCAUUCAUACUACCUUUAUCUGAUUUUAAUUUCAAAGAAAAUGUAAGGUCUGUAAACAGGAAAAGACCACAAAGGAUAUUUUAAUGUGUAAUUCUAUGUUGUAAGAAACAAUGUGCAUUCUACAUAGACACAAACUGGUUACAUUGUAUUCUAUUUUGCAUUUCAAUGCAAGUAUGUAUAUUCAGACGUUAUAUUUGUGACUGCAUGUCAUUCAGUAAAGUAUUGGAGGUAAAUGUGGCAGUGCAGUUGAAUGACUAACACAAGGAAAAGCGCUCAUGAAUCGGAGGGACAAUAACCCAGAGUUCCUGUGUGCAACAGAUAUGCUGGUAGACGGUGAAUGUCAUCUGCCACUGUCGUCAUGGAAAUGGAGUGAGCCUGUGACUCACAUAGCAACAAGCACCUUUAGACUAGACAUGCGCUUUAUCUUUAAAUUCAAAUUGAUUGAUUGAUCUACUAAUUCUGACUGUUUUUCACAUACACAAUGAUUAAAAGGCCAAUUACCAAGUGAAUAGAGGAUGAGGUUAAGGUACAAAAUGAACUGCAAUAAUAGUGGCACGGAAACGGUGAGGCAGAGACAGUGAAUUUACAAAGCAAAUCACUAUUGAGCAUUGAUAAUGCUCAGCGAGUGGUAACAAAGUGCUUUUUUUAUGGCCUUUGCUGUUUGUGUUGAGUCUUUCACAAACAGCAGCAGUGGGAAAUAAAGAAUAGAGUGGUCAAAGCACAUAACUGCAAACACCAUCUUGCUGUAUGGCUGUUAACUGGAGUAUACACCACUCUUAGGUAACUGCGAUUGUGUUCUUAAUACUUUGGCGAUGAAUACUACACUCGCUCUCUCACCAGGAUAUCUGUACAGGAACCGACACGACACAGAAACAUGCUGUGAGACUUUUUUUAUCAAUGCAUAUGUUUCGUUCCUCCUUUUUCCUCAUGAAUGUCUAGCCAUUAAACAAUGAUACCAGCAGUCAAUUUUGACAUUAUUCAUCCACAAUUCAGGACUUCAGGACAACUGCUGACACAAUGUCAAUAAAAUCUCAUUCCAUGAA